AGGUGAUGGGACAAGAGAAGAAUGCUGCGCUGCAUGGUUGGGCCGAACGCCGUGCACGAGUUGAAGAAGAGAUCAGCCGCACUGCAGAGGCCACUCGAUUUCAAUGCGCCCUGGUGGAACGACGAUAUGUUGAACCCCCGGACGCCUUGGAGGACAUCGAAGCAACCGCAACAUGCGAGGAGGAAGUCGCCGGAAGGUUGUCCAACGUGGUCAGGAACACGCAAAGGCCUGAGCCCCCGCGCAUUGACGUGUCACAGCCGCAGGUUUUCUCGCAGGUGACGCGCUUUGCGCUAGAGAAGGGGAAACCAAAGCCGCUCAACUCAAGGAUCGCCCACCUGCGACGGAUCCAUGCACACCUGAUUGAUGACUCCGACCAGGAGGAGGAUGCAGGUGAGCGAGACGAAGAGAAUGAUGAGAUUGCCAUGUUGAGUGCCUACGCUCCGAAGAUGGCGACUCGGGUGGAGGAUGACUCGGAUGUCCUCGCUGGUGUCUGUGACUGGUGGAGGCAUCUUCAUGUGCCGGAAGAUCAGAAUGAUGGUUCAUCGGCCGCCCUUGAUGAGAUGCGCUUCAACCAGUUGCAGGAGGUGGAAGACAUCAAGAGAGUUUUUUCGGCCAGGAGCGUCCCGCUGAACGUCCCGAUCUUGGAGCGAGCAUUGGUGAUGCCCGCGCACAAGAUGAAUCCGGGUCAUCUCAAUGGCAUCUACCUGGUGAAUACCAAACCGGACUUGCUUUCCAAUCCCUUCAUCGCGAAGAAGAAAAAGAAACUCAAGAAGAAACGCAAGGGUGGUGCCAAGAAAGGCAACAAGAAGUCGCGCGGAACAUCGGCCAAAGGCAAGAAAAAGUGACCACGGCGUGGCGACUCGGGACCGGAGGAACCUCCCGCGCGAUGGCAGAGCUAAAGUGGUCAAUGGAUGUUUGUGCCAAACGGAUUUCGUUUGGAAAAGUGUUUGGUACAUUUUGGUACACUGUCACAUGGGUGUCAUGGUGAUGUAUACUUAGCAGCUAUUCCAAUAGUUCAUCUGCCGUGAACUGCAAAAGUCCCUUGGAUCUCGGAGGGAAUUCAAAGAUCGAUUCCUCCUUUAAAGCUGCGUGCAGAGAAGGAAACGAAGAUGGUGGCACGAGGGAGAGAGAGUGGGACUGCUGGGAGAAAUUCUUG
Messenger RNA from Cladocopium goreaui, 1156 nucleotides. NCBI's taxonomy places the organism in Eukaryota, Dinophyceae, Suessiales, Symbiodiniaceae. The record is from the annotation of a GenBank genome assembly.